GGCCACUCGCUAUACGGAAUUUCUCUCUCUUCCAUUUGCUUCUUAUUAUCUCCGACCCUCUGGUUUCUCUCUUAGUCGCUGCUCUCAAACUUUUAUUCUCUUAAGUUCAUUAUCAAGACAUAGUGGCCCACAUGACGGAGCUAAUACUCAGUCGGUUAUCUGUUUUGUCUAUCCAUUAUUUGGAAGUUAUAAUGUACUGGACCAAAUUGUACAUGGCUGAGGACCAAAAAUAGUUGUGGUUAUCUGUUUUGAAAGACAAAUGGAUUUUCAGAGUAACCCACAGGGGGGUGAACAUGGAAGAUUUGAGCAAAUACUUUCUCAGUUUCUUCUUAAAAGCUUGCAUAUUAUUUUGGACUCAAGGGUUCCUUCGAUACGACCUUAUGGUGGUAGUGGGGAAGUGAAGAAGAGUGACAGGUGGUUCAAUUUGGUGUUGGGAGAUCGUCCUGCUGUUCUUGAUAACUUGAAUCUGUUGCACCGGAAUUUGGUGGAACCGAUGAUAAUAGAUAUAAUACUUGUUCAGGAUAAAUCUAGUACUUCAUUGGAGCACGAUUCGAGUACAGGAUUUGCAGGAGGAUAUACAGAAACUGUUGUGGAGAGGUGGGUUGUACAAUGUGAGAAUCGGAGGUUAAUGGUUCCGCACAUGGGUGAUUCCUCUUUCAAAAAAACAUACAAGAAAUGCAUUAUACUACUCCGCUCGCUUUAUUCAAUGAUGAGGCUCCUGCCUGCAUUCAAGGCCUUCAGGAAACUAUCAUUGUCAAGUCAGAGUUGUUAUUUUGAUAUCAAUUAUAAAGUGUCUUCAUUUAGUGAGCCAUUCUCAAGGGCGGAGGAGGCGUUGAUGAAACAAUAUACUUUUAUCCCAGUUGAUUCCCAGCAAGGCCGACUUUCUUUAUCUGUGACAUAUCGGGAAAAUCUGGCGGACUUCAACCUGGAGACUUCUGCAUCCUUUCCGCCUGAGAUCAUUACAGAUUAUGUUGGCAGUCCACUCACUGACCCUAUGAGGUCAUUCCCUUCUACCUCAAUGGAUAAGGGUCCUUCAUUGAGAAGGACACAGUCAUCUUCUUCAGCACCAGUUCAGCGUCCACAAAGUUGGACUAGUGGUCUCCUCAGGGCACCUUCUUUACCUCAACCAUAUGUAGGAUCUCCACCUUUGUACCGUGCACCAUAUGAGCUUUCAACUUCGCCCGGUGAUGUGUAUGGACAGAGGGUACCACCUAACUACAGGUUGCCCACUCUCCAGAAAGAAACUAAUUAUGAUGACGACCAGCUUUCCCCUCCAUUUUCACCAUCUCCAUCUCCUUCUCCACCCACAUAUUUCUCAGGUGCAAAUCCUGUGCAGACUCGUUUGCGUUCAGAAACUGGUCCUGUCAGUAUCCCUCAUCCAUUGAUGGGCAGAAGUUCCAAACACAUAUCUCCUAAUUUGUCUGAUCCAAACAGGCAUUCUCUCCCACCUAUGUCACCUAGAAGCACAAAGCAUGAUUCAUCAUCCCAUGAAUCCCCUUCUGGAAUUAGGUCAUCGAGAAAAGUGGAUUUGCUAAGGGCUCCAGAGUCAGAUACUGGGACUACUAAUCCUGGACAAAAGGUGUCUACAGAUGCUAGAGACGAUUCAGGACGGUUUUCAGGUUUAUUAUCUUCAAGUGGUUCACCACGUGUUGGGUUUUCUAGAAGUUCUAGCAGAUUAUCUUUUCAGGAUGACUUGGAUGACUGUGAUUUUUCUUGUCCUUUUAUAGUUGAUGAUGUUGAUAAUGCUGAUUCUAGAGCCAGACAGACCCUUGAUUCAAGAAAAGGUUCAGACACAUCUUCUCAAGCAUCUGCAACAACCAGAAAAUCUCAAGACGCUGCUGUAGGUGCCCUUGUUCACAUGCUGAGGACUGCCCCCCCUUUGCGUCAAGAUUCUAGCUGUUAUACCUCGCGUUCUGUAAAAACAGAAGUAGAGGGAGAAACUGGCACUGCAUCAGGGUUCUAUGUUCCUAGAAAGGCAUCUGACGCAUUGGAGGAGCUCAAAACUUACACACAAUUGAAAGAUAUGUUACUUUCCAAGAGCACAACCCGCUCGGGCAAUGAGGGUGGACCUUAGUGUGAUGUACAUAUAUACUUUUUGCUAAGGGUUUCGUUAACAAGCAUUUACUGUGGGGAGGACUAACAGAUUCUGUACAUAAGUUAUGGGAAAUGGCAAGUAUUAUAGUCAAUAUAUUACCUGAUUUUGACACUUUUCGAAA
Nicotiana attenuata is the source of this 2216-nucleotide messenger RNA. RefSeq names its product autophagy-related protein 13a-like. Bases 260 to 2074 code for a protein of 604 amino acids. Lineage: Eukaryota; Viridiplantae; Streptophyta; Magnoliopsida; Solanales; Solanaceae. The record is from RefSeq and is a predicted model, not a curated record. The transcript is spliced from 4 exons. Gene Ontology annotation, biological process: autophagosome assembly; protein localization to phagophore assembly site; piecemeal microautophagy of the nucleus. Gene Ontology annotation, cellular component: cytosol; extrinsic component of membrane; Atg1/ULK1 kinase complex.